Molecule: messenger RNA, 1455 nt
Organism: Sphaeroforma arctica JP610
Lineage: Eukaryota; Ichthyosporea; Ichthyophonida
Exons: 4
Coding region: 1-1455 (484 amino acids)
Source: RefSeq, a predicted model, not a curated record
AUGUCUUACAUAUUCUUCAUCACGACUAUCGUCACGGUUGUUGCCAGCACCAGCGCCAGUACCAGCGCCAGCAUGGGCGCCGACAACUUUGCCAUGGCCAAUUUAGAUGAUUACCAUCUUGACAGCACCAUACGAUACUUCAGCGGGUUCCAGCGCCACUUUUGCCUGCAGACUGUGGAUGGCCAGUACUCAUCGUUUAGUACGAUGCACCACAGGUCACCGGGUUGCACAUCGGCCGAGUCCGGUGAUGGCAUCUGCACCAGCGAUGAACGUGUAAAGGGCAUCCCUAAGCGCCGCCUCGACGAAGCCCAUGAAAAGCUCGCCCACACUGAAGCUCUGCUACAAACUGAGCUCAAGUCUGAUCACGAUUCAUCUCGUCUUCAAGAUCCGGUCACCACUGUUCGCGCCGACCUUCAAGCUGCCCUUGACCAGGCACAUGUGUCGAAAGCACCGCAUGCCUUCUUUAAAUACAUCUGCCUCACCACCAAUACUGGCAGUCAUGGUCGCUUCUGGACUGCCAUGAAAUCACUAAUCAAUUUCAUCGCCGCCGCCGGGUCUCCAGAUUUGACUCUUCAAGCCGUAGAGGAAUUCCGACAUCGCCUUCUUGAUGUCAGCGAAGUUGUUCCCGACAAGUGCCUUAUUUGUGCUCUGCUUUAUAUCCUCGGUGAUGACUACAAACUUCUUCGCUCUGAUAUUUUCAAUCACGACAUCGAUGCCCUGUCCAUUGAUGAUAUCUACACGAAAGUCAUGAAGUUCACUGGCGAUCAUCACCUCGACGUCCAUACUUCUACUUUCGGCUUAAACGCGCCCACCAUUGGCACUACUCCAACAAUCCAACCAAUGGUUCUUCACGCCGCAACAAGCUCUGCCCUAUAUGCGCUAAUCCUGGCCACAGUAUUUUUGGAUGCCCCGAUUAUAUUUGUCGCCGUUGCGGUUUCAACGACCACAAAGGUAACAAAGCGUUACACCGCACAUAGUAGUACUUCUCGCAAUGGACCCACAACACCCACCUAUAUAGCCACAUCUCCCAUUAAUUCGGACGCCAUGAUUCAUACCCGUAACACCACUACAGGUGUCAUCGAUCUUGAACAAGGUCACUUUACCGUGGAGUUCCCCGAUAAAUCUCAAAUCACGCUCACACAACGUGGCCACAUUUCUGGACUUGUCCCCGUCCUCAUUAUACCGCAAGCUGCACAGGACAUCCUCUCUGUGUGUCUAUUACGACGCAGUGGCUUUCCCAUCACCUUUGCUCUUCAACGCGAUACAUCACACCCUACCGAGUGCGUCAUCCACCACCCCAACGGCUGGCCUUUACAGAAUUACUACUUUCGCGCCUACAACACUUCAUAUUUGGCAUCUUGUCACUGGGCACACACACCCUCGCAUGCUACGAAAGUUCUCGGUCAAAACAAUAUCGACACGUACACACACUGCAGCGAAUCAACUGAUAAUUGA